This is a messenger RNA of Anguilla rostrata (American eel), 6220 nucleotides long. RefSeq names its product transmembrane O-mannosyltransferase targeting cadherins 2b (gene tmtc2b). The record is from RefSeq and is a predicted model, not a curated record. Gene Ontology annotation, biological process: protein O-linked glycosylation via mannose. Gene Ontology annotation, cellular component: endoplasmic reticulum membrane. The transcript has 12 exons. Gene Ontology annotation, molecular function: mannosyltransferase activity; protein binding. The coding region runs from base 455 to 3001 and encodes 848 amino acids. Lineage: Eukaryota; Metazoa; Chordata; Actinopteri; Anguilliformes; Anguillidae.
UUUAAAGGAAUACGAAAAAACAGCUAAACACACACCGCUCCCGGGAUAUGGAAUGAUAUCUUGCCGUUUGCACAAUGCAUCAACACACGGCGCUGGAGGAGUCGUGCGCAUGCGCGUAGACGACUUUACCACAUGCGGCUCAAUCAGUCGUUUAUUCAGUGACCAGAAUUCAUCAGCUGGGCACAGGGAGCGGAGCCGUCCAAAUGCGCUCAGCCGCACUGUAAAUACUGCUCAUUUUGUCUUCUUCUUCGGAUCACCGUUGACCUCUACAAACUCAAAAUGGGUUAGGGAGAGAAUGUCUGGAUUGUUCGCUCUCUCCACUUUGCGAGGAUGGGGAGUCGGAAUUUCAGUUUUUGCAGAGGCACCUUGACAAAGAAGAAAGAAAAUAGGGGCAACUGAUUUGUCUCCCCUGUUCUUCCAUUUUCUUUCUUUAUUUUUUUCCUUUUUUUGAGAAAUGAUUGCAGAGUUGGUGUGUAGUGCCGUGGCUCUGGUCCUCUAUCUGAACACCCUGGGCGCUGAUUUCUGCUACGAUGACAGCCGCGCGAUCAAAUCCAACCAGGACCUGCUCCCGGAGACCCCCUGGAUCAACAUCUUCUACAACGACUUCUGGGGGACCCUGCUCACCCACAGCGGGAGCCACAAGUCGUACCGGCCCCUGUGCACGCUCUCCUUCCGGCUGAACCACGCGCUGGGCGGGCUGGAGCCCUGGGGGUACCACCUGGUCAACGUGAGCCUGCACGCGGCCGUGACGGGGCUGUUCGCCCGCCUGUCCCGCCUGCUCCUGGGGGGCGGGCGCUGGACGCUGGUGGCGGGACUCCUCUUCGCCUCGCACCCGGUGCACACCGAGGCGGUGGCGGGCGUGGUGGGGCGGGCCGACCUCGGGGCGGGGCUCUUCUUCCUGCUGUCGCUGCUGUGCUACGUCCGGCACUGCGCCCUCAGGCCCGGCCCCGCCCCCGGACCCGCCCACUGCUGGGCGCGGCUCCCGGGCUGCUGGGCGUGGCUGCUGGGGACGCUGGCGUGCGCCGCCUGCAGCAUGCUGUGGAAAGAGCAGGGCGUGACCACCCUGGCCGUCUCUGCCGCCUACGACGUCUUCGUCUUCCAUCGGCUCAAGCUGCGCCAAGCCCUCGGCUUGUUUAAGAGGAAGAACGGGGGCCUGCUGCUCAGCGUGAGCUUGCUGGCCUCCUGGGGGGCCCUCCUGCUGGGCCUGCGGCUGUACUGGAUGGGCAACAAACCGCCAAACUUCUCCAACUCCGACAACCCGGCGGCCGACUCCGCCAGCCUGCUCACCAGAACCCUCACCUUCCUGUACCUGCCCGCGGCCAACCUGUGGCUGCUCCUGUGCCCCAACACCCUGAGCUUUGAUUGGUCCAUGGACGCCCUGCCCCUGCUAAGGACCGUGUCUGAUUGGAGGAACCUUCACAGCGUGGCCUUCUAUGUCGGGGUGGCGGUGCUGGCCCGGUUUGGCCUGAGGAGCCCGGCCAAGCUUCGCGAGGUCAACGGCAAGGCCCACGUCUCCAACGGCAACGGCAAGUCCAGCUCCAACGGGCACAGCUACCACCCGGAGCCGGAGCAGGCCGACUCCGGAUCGGAGCUCCCCAAAAGUGCGGAGAACGGUACGAGGAACCACUGCGGUCCCAAGCCCCGCCCCCUGCCGUGCACGGAGGGCGUUGUGGUGUUCUCCCUGGGCCUGAUGGCGGUGCCCUUCCUUCCCGCCACGAACCUGUUCUUCUACGUGGGCUUCGUGAUCGCCGAGCGCGUCCUGUACAUCCCCAGCAUGGGCUUCUGCCUGCUGGUCGCCGUGGGAACGCGGGCGCUGUUCGUCCGGCUGCGCAGCCGAGCGUCCCGGACCGCGCUGCUCUACGGCACCGCCGCCCUGGUCCUGCUCUACGGGAUUAAAACUGUGCUCCGCAACCAGGACUGGCGCAACGAGGAGAUGCUGUACCGCUCCGGGAUUACCGUCAACCCCGCUAAAGCGUGGGGUAACCUUGGCAACGUCCUGAAGAACCAGGGCAAGAUGGCCGAAGCCGAGCGAGCCUACAGGAACGCGCUGCACUACCGCAGCAACAUGGCCGACAUGCUGUACAACCUAGGCCUGCUACUACAAGAAAGCAGCCAACUCACUGAGGCCCUGCACUACUACAAGCUGGCGAUCGGUAGCAGGCCGACGUUAGCCUCUGCGUACUUGAACACGGGCAUCGUCCUGAUGAACCAGGGCCGUCUGGAUGAGGCCAAGCAGACCUUCCUCACCUGCGCCAACAUCCCUGACGAGAACCUGAAGGACCCCCACGCCCACAGGAGCUCUGUGACCAGCUGCCUCUACAACCUGGGAAAGCUGCUGCACGAGCAGGGUCACCAGGAGGAAGCUCUGUCAGUGUAUAAGGAAGCAAUGCAGAAAAUGCCCAGACAGUUCGCCCCUCAGAGCCUCUACAACAUGAUGGGUGAGGCAUACAUGAGGCUGAACAGACUCCAGGAGGCAGGGCACUGGUACAGGGAGUCUCUCAGAGCCAAACCCGAUCACAUCCCCGCCCACCUCACCUAUGGAAAGCUCCUGGCUAUGAUGGGACAGAAGACUGAAGCGGAGCAGUACUUUCUGAAGGCCAUUAGCCUGGAUCCCACCAAGGGGAGCUGCUAUAUGCAUUACGGUCAGUUCCUGUUGGAAGAGUCCCGCCUACAGGAAGCGGCUGAGAUGGCGGAGAAAGCGGCCCGGCUGGAGAGCGGAGAGUUUGACGUGGUUUUCAAUGCCGCACACAUGCUCAGACAAGCUGGCCUCAAUGAUGCAGCCGAGAAGUAUUAUGGAGUAGCGGCGAGCCUGCGGCCUGAUUACCCUGCUGCUCUAAUGAACCUGGGGGCCAUCUUGCACCUGAAUGGGAAGCUACCGAGGGCUGAGGCCAAUUACCUGCGUGCGCUGCAACUCAAACCCGAUGAUGUCAUCACCCAAUCCAACCUGCGCAAACUCUGGAACAUCAUGGAGAAGCAGGGUCUCAAAACCAUGGGACCCUAGGUCUGAACACCACAUGGCCCCACGUCUGAACACUAUAUGGAGUCUGGACUCUGAACACCAUGGGACCCUGAGUCUGAACCCCACUGGGCCCGUGCCUGAACACUAUGGGGCCCCAAGCCUGAAUACCACAGUGCCCCAAGUCUGGACACCACUGGACCCCAAGUCUGAACACUAUGGAGCCCCAAGUCUGAGCACCACAGACCCUGAGUCUGAACACUAUGGUGCCCAUGACUCCAAACAACUUGGAUCCCUGGGUUUGUCUCUGUCUCUGUCUGUGAUUCUUCAUGGCUCUUAUCAGUGCAGAGGUCAAAGAUGCUAUUUAGGCAUUCCUUUUUAGAAUCAGAAUCAAGUGUAGCAACAGGACCUUCUACUUUACUCCCUCAGUUCUGAACCUGGACUACCUGUCCUAGGUCUGGCAGUAAAGUCCAUUUGAGUUUGUCUUCUAUGUUCAGAGGAUAUUUGGGCUGAUGUGUGUUGUGGGUCAGUGUGAGAACAGCAGGCUGAAAUUAGAAGCCUGAGGACAGCUGUGUUUAGAUUUGUGUCUCGCUCAUGCAAUGUUGUUGGGUUAGUGCUUCACUCAUACAGUUCUGUUGGGUUGGUGUCUCACUCAUACAGUUCUGUUGGGUUGGUGUCUCACUCAUAUGGUUCUGUUAGGUUGGAGUCACACUUAUGCAGUUCUGUUGGGUUGGUGUCUCACUCAUACGGUUCUGUUGGAUUGGUGUCACUCGUGGUUCUGUUGGGUUGGUGUGUCACUCAUGCAGUGCUGUUGGGGUUACAGCAUAGAUAUGAGCAUGUGCCAUUCUCGUUAGGGUUUCAAAUGAAAAUAUUGACAAAUUUCAUGAUGCCAUUCUUAGCCUUUCAUGUAUAUACACACUGAUCUACAGCAUUAAAAACAACACACAUCAGGUGUAUUAUACCCAGGAGAGCUGUCAGAACAUAAAUAUGAUUCAGUGUUGGUGCAACUUGAGCUCUAUAGUGGAUAUGUCUGUGAGCUCUAAAGUGGAUAUGAUCUCACUUUUGGCUGAUUAGAUUCCACCUGAAGAGAACAGGCUGCUGGAUUUGUAUGUGGAUAAAACAGUGGAUUUAGAAAAGAACAUAAUCAACUAAGUUUCUUUAUCCUGCUGUAAUGGACUGAUGUCACCAUCCCCUAAUACUGUACACACUAUCAGACUUCCUCUGACAGAUAUCUGUUUCUAAGGUACAUUACCUGCUAGGAACUCUUUCACCUGCCCUAGAGUGCACCCAAACGCUCUGUUAUGAAUGAUGUGUAUGUCUUUGAAGUUUUACCAAAUAUGUAUGUAGCGCGGUGAAGAAAUUACUGCUGACAUUUCAUAGAGUGGCUAUUUAUUUUUGAGCAGAAAGGUUAGAUGUCUGAGGUCCACUCUGCCUUAUCGCUUCACAAAAAUAUGCUGAACACAGUUGGCCUGGUAGCCUGUUAAAACGCAGUACUUCACCCCCCAGAAGAGAACUGAACACCAUACACCCCUGCCUCUGUGUCUUAGCAACAGCUGUACUCUGAAAGUGCACCUAAGGUACUACUUCCUGUCCAAUGGGCAUGAGAAUGCUGCUUAGCUGGUUUUGAUGAGUAUUGAGGACUUAUCUCCUGUUAAUUGUGCAGAAUGUUCCAGACACAAGCGCCGGGUGUUUAACAGAAACCAAAUAUACACACCUACAACAUCUGCCUUUCUUUCGAUACUGCACAACCACAGGCAUAUUUUUCAUUUGUGAUGGACUCUUUAAAUGUGUAUUGGUUUGUUUGAUACUUUAAUUCAUUUAUAUUGUUGUGCGUAAAGAAACCUUAAUAUAUAUUUUAAACAAUUGCAUUAUGGGAAAGAAAAGCCCAAGUUUGAAAAGGGAGUGUACACACAAGCCCUUCCCUGGCCCACUGUGUGAUCCAAGAACCUGUUAGAUAAUGACCCUCAUAGACCCAACCCUCUCCCAAGAUUUGGUACUUGGGUGUUUUAAUUUGCGUAUGUUACUGUUGUAGAGUGUGAGUCAUUUCCAGUAUUUAGCCACAUUAAGCAUGGAUUGGGCACAGCCCAAUAAUACAGUAUCAGGAAUAUUUCUUUGGAAGUAAGAAAGCUAUUUCUUAAGAUAAGAGUAAUGUUGUAUAUUAUUUGUAUUUUUAAUUCUUUUGAAAUUAUUUGAUUUCAUUUUACUCUUAACUUAUUUCUGUGUGUUAAUGUGGCUAACAAAACAGCUGGCACUGUGACGCAUCUUAAAAUGUUUUCAAAAGAGAAUUUAUAACACAGCUUCAGUGCAAACUGGUUAUUGAAAUAUCCCCUUUUGUCGAAUGAGUAGCGAUUAUGCAGGAAUGCAGUAAAAUACUGGUUGAGGUUGGCUUUGCAUAUAAAUGGUGACCAGCUUCAGUAUGCUUCUGACCCUGUCUGUCUCAUUCUGCUUCACCAUCAGGGAGAAGAUAUGGGCUUGAUAUACAAACACAUUCAGUUUUAGAUGAAAAUGAUUAAUAAUAUAUAAAAUAUACUUUGUAUUUUGGAGAUGGGCCUCUUUAAGUUAAUGUGGAUAAAAACAUGAAGUACCGAGGCACAGUUCCGGAAUGUUCCAGAUCUGUUGUCACAAUUAGCUAAAAUAUUGACUUGCUAAAGCUUACAUGCAAUCAUUUAAUUGCCCUGGUGAUAAAACGGUGAACACACAAAUGGGAGAAGGAUGAAAUUUCCUGUUACUGACCAACAAUUCUAAUCACAGCCUUCGGAAGGUAGUACUGUAAGUCAUGAUUACUGUGUGACGCGUUCAUGUUGUAUUCUUUUAUUACGUCUAAUACCUGUGGUCUGUGCACAGCCUCGCCUGUACUUUAUAUUUUCCCAUAAGCUCAGCGGUAACCAUGGAUGCGCACGGCUGCGGACGCUGCGCUCGUUUUCAGGCGGUGCGCGGCAUCGACCUUGGCUGCCGCGGUGGACUAAGUUCAGCCCCGCACAGAGCUCACUGCGUCCUGCGCAGGUUCCGUUCGAGAAGGAAACGAACCCCUCACGAUGUGUCUCCGCUCAGGGAUUUCAAACAGCGGGUUGUCGCGGGUUUGCGCUCACGCGGCAUUCGGAGAGUUUGCUAAAUUGAAAGUUUUAUUUUUUGAAAACUGUUGUAUUUGAAUAAAUUAUCGAAAUUUGUAGCAUUUCCUUUUUUUGUAUUAAAAUAACAGAUACGCCAGACGAGGCUUCCCCAAAAUGUUGCUUUUUCCACAAUAAAUUCAUGGUGACAAACUGA